Messenger RNA from Hydra vulgaris (swiftwater hydra), 514 nucleotides. RefSeq lists its product as uncharacterized. NCBI's taxonomy places the organism in Eukaryota, Metazoa, Cnidaria, Hydrozoa, Anthoathecata, Hydridae. The record is from RefSeq and is a predicted model, not a curated record.
AAAUAAAUGUUAUAUGCCUUAAAAUUAUAGAUGCGAUCAGUUAUAAUUUUUGGAGUUUUGGCGCUUUGUUAUUUAUCUGUUGAAUGUAAGAAGGUACAAAAGUUGUCUGUUACUACUGGGGGCACUGCAACAAUUAAAAAAGAAACAGGAAAAAAAACUGCUGCCAAAACUGAAGAAAAUGAAACCUUAGAAGGAUCUACGGCCUCAGGAGAUGAAUCAUCAGAAGCAAAAGAAACUACUAAAUCAACAGAAGCAUUAACUAAAGAAACUGUUCCAGCAGCAAAUUCACCUCUACCUUCUUUUGCAGAUGCAAAAAGUGAUCAAACGGAACAAAAAGCCAUUUGGAAAACAAAACUUCAAAAGAAACUAAAUUCAGGAAAAAAAAUUUCGAAAGAUAAAAAAAAGAAAAAGACAAGUAAACCAGUAACAUCCAGCGUCUUUGCUUAAAACAUUAUAAACUUGUAUGCAAUGUUGUUCAUUGGAAAAAAAAAAUUACACAUUAAUACAAAUUUAA